This is a messenger RNA of Zea mays, 1259 nucleotides long. RefSeq lists its product as uncharacterized. The coding region runs from base 75 to 974 and encodes 299 amino acids. NCBI's taxonomy places the organism in Eukaryota, Viridiplantae, Streptophyta, Magnoliopsida, Poales, Poaceae. The transcript is spliced from 7 exons. Gene Ontology annotation, molecular function: sequence-specific DNA binding. The record is from RefSeq and is a predicted model, not a curated record.
GAACUCGAGUAGCCCAAAAGCCCUAUACCCAAAACCCUGCCAAAGCCAACUGUCAAAACGGGGACACAGGCCAGAUGGUGCUUCUGCGCGUUUGCCGUCACUUCGGCCACCUGCGCUUCGCCUCCUUCCUCUCAAUGGCGGCGCCCCAGCAAUCCGCUCCCCUGUCCGGGUCGGCGCCCAAGAGGCUCAGGGCGAUGGCCACAGACGCCGCUGCAGUGCCGAAUCCCCCAGCCUCUAGUGGCUGCCCCGCGAUGAAGGCGGAGUUCGCCAAGCACGCCGAGUACCUCAACACCCUGAAUGACAAGAGAGAAAGGCUUGUGAAAGCUAGUCGGGAUAUUACAAUGAACAGCAAAAAGGUCAUCUUUCAGGUCCACAGAAUCACGAAAGUUAACAGGGACGAAGUUCUCUCGAAGGCAGAAAAUGAUCUUGCUGCAGUUGUUAAUCAAUACAUUGCAAAACUAGUAAAAGAAUUACAAGGAACUGACUUCUGGAAACUCAGAAGAGCCUACACCUUUGGUGUACAAGAAUAUGUCGAAGCUGCAACACUCUGUAGAUUUUGCAAGACUGGCACUCUAUUAAGCCUUGCUGAAAUCAAUGAUUCUUUACUAGCACUAAGUGGUCAAUCUGUUGAGCCCUUACAGUUAAAUGUGCUUGACUAUCUUUUAGGGGUUGCUGAUUUGUCCGGAGAGCUUAUGAGGCUCGCAAUAGGCCGUAUAUCUGAUGGGGAAGUUGAAUAUGCAAAAACUAUCUGUGCUUUUGUGCGGGAUAUUUACAGGGAGCUGACCCUUGUGGUGCCUUUAAUGGAUGACAAUAGUGAGAUGAAGAAGAAAAUGGAGGUCAUGCUGCAAAGUGUAGUAAAAAUUGAGAAUGCUUGCUUCAGUGUUCAUGUGAGAGGUUCAGAGUACAUUCCUCUGCUAGAAUCAUCAGCAGAUCCAGGCUAUUCUUAUUUUGGUGCCCCGGACUUUGAUCAAUGAAUGUUUUGAAGCAAGAACUAACUGAGUGUUAAAGGAGCUUAGAUCAAUUUAAGGAGAGCGGUUGUGUCAAGGCUACUCUUAGGUCCACAGUUGGGUGUUUGAUUUUAUCGCCAGUUUAUGUUGCACAUCUUGAAGUCUGUAAAUCUAAGCCCCAACGUGGUAAUCCGGGAGAAUCAUGUUGCAAUACAACCUUUUUAUGGUGCAGACUUGUAAUACUCAAAUUGUAAGGGAGAAUUAAAGGAGGAAUUGUCUCCUUUGAAUGUGUGUGUGCAUCUCCAUUUAUCA